Messenger RNA from Knipowitschia caucasica, 375 nucleotides. Lineage: Eukaryota; Metazoa; Chordata; Actinopteri; Gobiiformes; Gobiidae. The record is from the annotation of a GenBank genome assembly.
AUGGCAGAGUACGGAGCAGAGUACGGAGCAGAGUACGGAGCAGAGUACGGAGAUGUGUGCAGUGGACAGGAGGCCACUUUCUGCAUGAACGGAGGCUCCUGCUACAGGCCUCCAUCCAUGAACUCCCUCUCCUGUGUGUGCAGGCACAUGUACACGGGCAGCCGCUGUGAGACGCUCAGCCUGUUUGCCAGUUCUCAGAGCGGACAGAACUACGGCCUCAUCGCGGCCGUGCUCAUUGUGGCCGUCCUCAUCGCCGUGGCUGUGGCCGUCUUCAUCUACUACAUCAUCAAAUUUCGACGAAUCAGAAGAAAGAAGCAGCAGAACAGUGACCAACAAGGACAGUACUGGGAGGUGGAGUCAAGGGUGGGGGCGUGA